AAUAAAAAAACACAAACGAAGUAAAACUUGCAAACAAAGCCCUGGGUAGUUACUAGUUAGAAGACUAGAGAGCCCCCUACACAGGCAGUCUUCCUUUUCUUCUAGCGGCCACCGCCCAGCUCCAGAUUCGUCAUAUUCACCUCUUCUCGAUUUCCAGACUAGACAACAUGAGAACAAUGGCAGCAGGGACAACCUUGCAGCUCUCGUGCUUCUCUGCAAUGAAUCGCCACCUCCACCUCUCAAGACGUCCUUCACUCCUUUGCACAAGCACUCUUCGCCCAAAGUCUCUGUCUAUUCUUGCUAUGAGUCUUGAAAGCGGUUCAAAGACCAAGAUUAGUGCUAGUUACACAGGGGAUGCAUCACCUGCAAAGUCGGAUCCCAUUUUAGAUGAUGAUCAAGUUGUUCAACCGAAACGUGCAGCCAAGAUUCAUGAUUUCUGUUUCGGAAUUCCAUUUGGUGGGAUGGUUCUGAGUGGUGGACUUCUUGGUUUUGUUUUCACCAGAAAUCCUGCCACACUGGGAUCCGGCAUCCUGUUUGGAGGGGCAUUGCUAGCCCUUAGCAUCUUUAGCUUAAAGAUCUGGAGGCAAGGAAAAUCCAGUUUACCCUUCAUUGUAGGACAAGCCGCUUUGGCUGCGGUUCUUCUAUGGAAAAACCUUCAGACCUACGCAGUGACAAAGAAGGUGUUUCCUACAGGAUUUUAUGCUGCUGUUAGUGCUGCAAUGAUCUGCUUCUAUUCAUAUGUCCUUCUCUCUGGAGGAAACCCACCGCCAAAGAAGUUGAAGACAUCGGCAACUGUCGCAUCAUGAUAAGAUCUGAUUGUCUGACUAGGUAUAAACUAUACAGGUUUGAGAGUUUGCAGGACUAGUUGUACUGAUUAUACGAACUGCAGAGGUGUUUGUUGAUGAAUAAAAUGUCAAUGUUAACUUAACGGUGAGGCUUCAAAUGGCAUCGAAUAUGAAUUUGAUUUGUGUUUUGGUAUAUUAUAGGUA
Messenger RNA from Rosa chinensis, 989 nucleotides. Its product is annotated as protein FATTY ACID EXPORT 1, chloroplastic. Gene Ontology annotation, cellular component: membrane. The coding region runs from base 168 to 806 and encodes 212 amino acids. NCBI's taxonomy places the organism in Eukaryota, Viridiplantae, Streptophyta, Magnoliopsida, Rosales, Rosaceae. The record is from RefSeq and is a predicted model, not a curated record. The transcript is spliced from 2 exons.